Molecule: messenger RNA, 6136 nt
Organism: Phyllostomus discolor (pale spear-nosed bat)
Lineage: Eukaryota; Metazoa; Chordata; Mammalia; Chiroptera; Phyllostomidae
Gene: CCDC174
Product: coiled-coil domain containing 174
Exons: 11
Coding region: 87-1493 (468 amino acids)
Cellular component (GO): nucleus
Source: RefSeq, a predicted model, not a curated record
ACUUCCGGUUGCGCCGGAAGCAGGCAAAAGAAGCCUGCGGGGAUUUGUGAAGGUUUUAUCUUGGACCGGGAGACUCCUGCUUGACCAUGGACCGCAGGAAAAAGCCUUUGGACGUCACGGCCUCCUCGUUGGUAGACCUUAAGGCUGAACUCUUUCGAAAACAAGAAGAAUUCAAACAAGAAAAACUUCUAAAAGAUUCUGGAGUUUUGGGAAAACCAAAAACAACUAAUAAGAAACCAAGUAUCUGGAACAAACAGAAUGCAGGAGUUUCAAGUCGAGCUGAGAAGGAUGCGGAACAGAAGAUAGAGGAACAGAAAACGUUAGACAAAGCCAGGGAGAAAUUGGAAGAAAAAGCUAAAUUAUAUGAAAAAAUGACUAAAGGAGACUUUAUAGAUGAAGAAGUGGAGGAUAUGUACCUUGUGGAUUUCACACAGAAGAUCAUAGACAAACACAAAGAAAUGGAGGCGUUUGGUGCCAACAGAGGUUCUAGAAAGGCAGGAGAAAGAGAAGAUGAUGACGACGACAAUCUUUCUGAAAAAGAUAUACCUCCUCCCCAGGACCCCAGUGAAGAAUGGGUGGAUUAUGUGGAUUCUUUAGGGCGAUCCCGGCGCUGCAUGAAAAAGGAUUUGCCACAUCUGCUGGAGAUGGAUAAAAAUCUUCAGGGGAGGCUUUUUGUUAGUCCUGCUAAUGAAAAAACCUUGCUAUCUGAAGAUAUGAGAAAAGAACUUCAGCGCCAGCAAUGGGAGGAAGAAGAACGGGAGGCCCUGAAAAGGCCAAUGGGGCCCAUACAUUAUGAAGAUAUUCGUGAAAAUGAGGCCCGGCAACUUGGUGUUGGAUAUUUUGCCUUUGCCCGAGAUAAAGAGUUAAGAAACAAGCAAAUGAAAACUUUAGAGAUGCUGCGUGAACAGACAACCGACCAGAGAACAAAACGAGAAAACAUAAAAGAAAAGCGAAAAGCUAUGUUAGAAGCAAGACUUGCUAAACUCCGACAAAAAAAGAUGAAAAAAUCAAAAGAUGAUGGAUCAGAGGAAGGAAAUAAAGAUGGAGAUGUUAUUGGGCCCUUACCACCAGAACCAGAGGCUGUGCCGACUCCACACAUUGCUGCCCAGAGCAGCAAAGUAGAAGUCAUCGUUCAGGAGCGGAAGGACACCAGGCCCGGAGUGCCGCAUAUCCGGGAGUGGGACCGAGGGAAAGACUUUUCCUUUGGGUACUGGUCGAAGAGGCAGUCAGACCUCCGGGCCGAGAGAGACCCUGAGUUUGCCCCACCAUCAGAUUACUUUGUGGGUCAGAAGAGAACUGGUCCUUCCAGUAGCCAGACGUGGAGCAGACCUGCGCCUGCACAGAGUGACGCGGAGCAGCACCCUGGCCAGAGCCGUGGCCCCAGCUGUUCAAAUGCAUCAUCCAUUCCUGCCCCCAGCAGCCCACCGCAAGCCCCCACGGUCACUUUUGAAACUCUGGACGAUAUGAUAUCGUAUUAUAAACAAGUGACAUGAACUUAAAAAACAUUCUGACUUGGGUCCAUACUGUUGAUGGUGUCUUCCUACCCGAGAGUGGAGAAAAUGACUUACCUUUAGGGAGUGAAUUGUAACUUUCUUUUCCUGUCCUUUCCUUAGAAGAUACAGUUUGGAUUUGUCAGCAAGGAACAAAAUGAAUGAUACCAUAGGAAAUCUGUAGCCAAUUGGCUGUUCAUUUAUUUCUAAUCGGUAUGGAGACUGUUCAUCUGGAUUUACAUGUAAGCUGCGAUAGAGUAGAAAUAUAAUGUAAUAUUUGACACCGAGGAGCUUUUAAUCCUGUUUUUCAUACCUGCUCUCAUGACAUACUCAGAUUUAAGGACUGUAUUCCUUUCCUUCUGCAAAUGCUAGCAUCUAGCAUCUUUUUUCAAGGAUUCAGCUUCCAGAUCAGUGAUAGAGCAUCUAUCAAACUGGCAAAUGAGGAGACCCCGUGCAGGAGGCAAAGUGAUCUAGGUUCCGAGAGGACCCUGGAGCUGGAAGACUGUUGAACGGUAAUGUUUGUAACUAUAAGACAGAUCAGGGAGGAGAACUUUGUAAUCCAGAAAGGUCGAAGUUGAAGUCAGUAACUUCUGCUGUCAUCCUAUCCUGAGUGAUGACUAUCAUCAUCCAUGCACAGUGGGCCUGCACUAAGUGUGUGUUGAAUGACUGGGGCACAUGUGGAAGCUGUUGAACUUGGUCAGAGAGCAAGACCCUUAGCUGUGUGGGUUAGUUUUUCAGCUCUGCUUGCCUUCCUGUUACUCCUACUCUAGGCCCUUGUCAUUCUCAGGAGCCAUGUGACCUCAGAAGCCUGACUGGGAUAGACUUGGCCUGCAGUGGGGGGCGGGUAGAUCCCUUCGUCUUUCCUAUCAAUGGGUCAGUGAGCAGGGCUCCAGAAGGACUACCUGUGCCUGGGUACCAUCCCUGUCCUGUGCCUGCUACACCUCAGUGCUGUCUUCAUAGCUGCCAACAAGCAGUAGGAGUUGGCCAUCAGGCCCCCAAGGCUCCUAUGGCUGCCUCUCAGGCCAGUGAGUCCUGUAAGAUGUGCUAGAGCAGAUCCUCCCCUGGGCUUUGUGCUGCAUGUGUUUUCUGCUCCCAAAGGACAGUGGUGUUGGUGUAAGUACCCUCAUUCUCACAGAAUGCAAAUUGGAAUGCAGAGAGGUUCAAUGACUUGUUCAAAGUCCAGUGGCAUCUAAAUGGCAGACCUAGGACUUCAGUACAGCUUAGGCUCAGGUUUGCUCCAGACUCUCCAACACCUGCUGUCAGUUUUGUUGCUUCAAUUUCAAGGAGUAUUAGACAAAAAACCCCAAAUUCCCCAGAACUUUAACCUCUAAACUUCAUAUUGGGCAAAGUUGACAGAGCUAUUAAUGGUCAUUCUGCAGCCUAAUUAGGGAAAUACCUCUUAACAAAUACACAUUAAAACCAACUGACCUGGCUGCUUUUUUUCAUAGAAAUUGACCAGCUGAUCCAAAAAAAAUUUAUAUGGAAUUUCAAGGGACUCAGACUAUGCAAAACAAUCUUGAAAAAGAACAAAGUUGGAGGAUUCACAGUUCCUGAUUUUAAGACUUGCCACAAAGCUACAGGGAUCAACACAGUGGUACUGGCAAGGAUAAACAUGUAGAUCAAUGGAAUAGAAUUUUGAGAGUCCAGAAAUAAACCCAUAUACUUACAGCCAAUUGAUUUUUGACACUGGUGCCAAAACUCUCCAAUGGGGAAGAAUAGUGUUUUCAACAGAUGAUUCUGGGACAACUAACCAUCCCCAGCAAAAUAUUGAAUUUGGACGCAUACCUCAUGCCAUAUUCAAGACCUCCAAGUGGAUCAAAGACACUAAAUCUGAGAUCUAAAGCUACAAAACCAACUGGACAAAGGAAGAGGAGACAAAAAGAAAAAUUGGGAUAUAAAAAAAUAUUAGCUAUCCUAGAAUCAUAAGAACAACAAGGAAGAAGGAAGACACAUGAGAAAGGACGUAUUUACAUAAGGUAGAACAGAAGGACUCGAGGCAAACUGUGGAGAAGGGGCAGGAGCCUAGUCAGCAGUAAGCCCGUGAGUAUGGGUGCCAGUGGUCAUGGCAGAGGCCAUCAAAUAACUUCUGUUGCUCGGAGCACCUUGGGUAGACAUGGGCAGUCUGUGCAUCCUGGCUCAUGGUCAUGGUCAACUAAUAACUAUGAGUGAGAUUUUCUGUAGGAUUUCAAAGACUUUUAACCAAUUUCCAAUUCCCUUUUAACAGCAGAUGGUUUAGUGUUUUGUGAGCCCAGCUGUUAACAUUGCCUUCAAAUGUUAACUUGGUUUUAACUUUCUCACCCACCUGAUCUGAAAGGGUGCAACCAGCAGAUGGCAUUAGAGGUCUAGACCUGAGACCCACACUCUGCCCAACAGAAACAUCCUGAAGCCUUUCGUGUCAUUUUCAAUUUUCUAGGAACCAUAUUAAAAGUGAAAUUAAUUUUAUCAUAAACUUUUAUUUCAAUAUUUAGUGUGCAAAAAUAUUACUGAGAUAUUCUACAUUUCUUUUCAUACUAAGUCUUCAAUAUCCACUGUAUAUCUACUUAUAAAAUUUCUCAUCAGGAAUACUUGCUCUAUAUUUAGAUUUCACAAAAUAUACAAUGGAGAGAGUAGAUUCAUAUACCUAAGUUGUUCCAAACAUACUUAACCAUUUUUGAAAAGCUUGCCAAUAGGGGAAUCCAAGUGUCAGGUUUUAAAUUUAAUAAAAUGAAAAUUCAGUUUCUUGGUCACACCAGCCACAUUCCAGGUGCUCAGACCCAUGGUCCAGUGCUGCUGUACUGCACAGCCUGACUCCUGUGAUUCAUUCUCACUCGCUUUGGGGUCUGACGGCACGUGGCCCUCCCGCUGGUAACUCCAGGGCUGACGGUUUCUUCCAGGUGUACAUGCAACAGUUAAGAUAUUCUCAUGAUUGCGUUUUAUCUUGGGAGCAAGUAGUGGUAAAACCUCUUGUCAGAAAAUACGACCACACCUUAGUCAUGUCUUUGUAGAUCUAAAUGAAAUGUUUUGAAUCACAAAUUGCUUUGAAAUAUUUAUUUUCAUUUUAAUCUUCAGGCCUUUGUGUGUUUUGAUACAGUUCGUUUGAAUUGACUAAAUAAAUCAUUCUGUUUGCUUGCAGAAAUCCCAAAGGAGAAACUUUAAAUCCAUAUACAUGAGAUUCCUGCUAUGUUUAGCUAUACAUUUGCCAAAGACUUGUGUAUAAUUUAUUUCUUAAAGCCAUAAUGCAGCCUGUGGGUGGUUUCAGCUACCCUGCAUUUUGCCGUGUAUAAUGUGUACAUUUUUGCCCGAAUUUUUGAGGGAAAACUAAGGGUAUGCAUUAUACAUGGAUAUGGUGAUUACACACCAUGGGUGUAAUAAUCCCAUGUGUAAUUCACACCAAAACAUGGGUGCGCAUUGUACCUGGGAGUGCAUUAUACACGGCAAAAUAUGGUGACCUUGUGACAUACAGAUGAGGCAGUAGAAUUUAGAAUGUGGAACAGAUGAGUACUGGUUUUUGCAGUUAAUACAACACAUAGUAGCCACUCCGUGUAUGUUUAGUUGUUUCCAGUCAGUAAAUUGAACUAAGUCAGUUAUACAUCAAGCAGUUCCUGUCCAAAAACGAACUAUACGGCUAAGGCAAGUGAUGAUCAUUGGAAAGAAUUUGUUGUCUGCUGAAAACCGUGAGCAAAAAUGAAACCCUUGGUCCUCCCCACCUGCUCUUGCAAACUGGUUGGUGAGGCAUUUUGUUGUAAAGGUUGGGUACACCUCAGCUAAUAUUUACCGUGUGUGUGUGUGAGGGGCAGGGCAGGGGAGGGGAGCGAACUGUGUAAUGGCUGUAGAUCUAGGAAAACUGGAAAAUCAAAGUAAUCAAAUGAGCAAGGUAGUUUUCAGUGAAAACCCGUCACCCAGAUCUGGUAUUGAUCUUCUGUUACUGUGUUUCUUAAUCAGUCCUAGGCUGCAUUCAUACAUUCAUGCCAGAAAUGUGUUUGUCCGGUAAUAGGGGUGGUUCAUAAUCUGUUUCAUCCUCAAUUUAAACAGCUUCUUUCUCUGCUACAUUUAUACCUGCCACUUUCUCCCAAACUCUCCCUAACUGCCUGGUUGCAGUUUUGCCUGGUUUUAAACAUUUUCCCUGGGGUAAUGUUUAUUUGUAUUUGAUCAUUAUCAAAAUAAGCUUCCCUGAACUUGAGCAGGGGGGUAGCUUUAGACUUGGUUCUCCCUCACCCUGCCCCUUGGUGGGGGAUUCCCGUGCAGGUUCCCCUCCACACGGACUGUGAAGGCCGUUGAGGUUGCUUAUGAAAACCAGAGGACACGAGAAAGGGCCCUUCUCCCAGCCUCAGUCUCCUAGGUCGCACGUGUGUCUGAGAACAGUGCUGCUGUCUUCGCAGGGGCCCCGUGUUUUACCGUCUUCUUUCUACAGUGAUCUUUACCUUAAAGACAUAAGGCUUUAUAGCUCCGCUUCCAAUUAUGAUCUACACAGGUUUUCUAUGAUAUGUGUAAUCAAUGGAAACAUGCCGUUUGGGGGGGUUUCCUUUCAUAUAUUAUUUCUAAACUGAGCUCAGUUGUUUGUAUUUUUUAAAUAUUUUAUUGUAUUUUCCCAUCACAUUUAAGAGCUCAGUUAUUUUUAAUUGCUGUCUAAUAUUUCAUCAAAUUAAUAUACAUUGUCAAACACUUGA